Molecule: messenger RNA, 1287 nt
Organism: Sodiomyces alkalinus F11
Lineage: Eukaryota; Fungi; Ascomycota; Sordariomycetes; Glomerellales; Plectosphaerellaceae
Product: arginyl-tRNA-protein transferase
Exons: 2
Coding region: 1-1287 (428 amino acids)
Biological process (GO): protein arginylation
Cellular component (GO): cytoplasm
Molecular function (GO): arginyl-tRNA--protein transferase activity
Source: RefSeq, a predicted model, not a curated record
AUGGAAACGGAAACCCCUGAAGAUGCGCUCUCCUACAUAACACCCAUUGGCUUCUCCUACUAUGCAUCCACGUCGUCCAUGACCCCUGCGUUCUAUCAAAGCUUGCUGGAUCGGCACUGGAGGCGAUCGGGAAGCCUGUUGUACCGUCCGAACCAACGCCAGUCCUGCUGCCCGCACUACACCAUCCGACUUGACUCGACCCUCUUCAAGCCAAGCCGGGAUCAGCGACAAGCCGUGAACCGGUUCAACAACCAUGUCCUUGGCGCCGAAUAUACCGCCGCCGCGGCUCGUCUUUACCCUCGGUCACGCGCGGAGUCGAAGAAGCGCGAAACCGAAUUCGACCUGGUGGAGAGGAUUCGCGAGUCGGAGCGAGAGCACUUGAAGGCGCCACCCGAGCCAGCACACCGCUUCACCGUGACCCUAGAAGAGGAUUCCUUCACCGAGGAGAAAUUUCAGGUGUACGAGAACUACCAACGGGUCGUCCACAAGGAAGGUCCGUCCGAAAUAACGAGGGUAGGAUUUAGACGAUUUCUUUGCGAUUCGCCCGUCCGGCGUCAAGUUCUCGCAACACCCGAAGGUGAAGAGCUUCGCUUAGGAUCGUACCACCAAUGCUACAGCCUGGACGGCAAGCUCGUCGCCAUUGGGGUCCUGGACCUCCUCCCGCACUGUGUGAGCUCCGUCUACUUUCUGUACCAUGAGUCGAUCCACAAAUUCAUGCCUGGAAAGCUGGGUGCGCUCAGGGAGAUAGCGUUGGCCAAGGACGCUGGAUACCGGUAUUGGUAUCCGGGCUUCUACAUACACAGCUGCCCCAAGAUGCGGUAUAAAAUCGAUUACAUGCCGCAAUACAUCUUGGACCCUGAGACUCUUCAGUGGGACCUCCUCGACAAACAUGUCCUCAAGUUGCUCGACGAGAACGCGUACGUGAGUCUUUCGGCCGAACGGCGCAAAAAGGAUAAGGGAGGAGACGACGGCACCAACGAGGACUCGGACGGAUCAGAGGAUACCGGUACCGCCGAAUCAGGGUCGGAAAGGGACGGCAGAGAGUCCAAACUACUGUUUGACACUGACAUGCCUGGAAUCGCUACUCUGGACGAGAUAGCUGCGUUGGACCUCGACCAGAUGGCCCUACGGGUUGACAAGUCCGGGCCGCUAUUUGUCACGUCUGACCUUGUGGUCUGGAAUACGCAGACCGUGUCCGCCGACGGCGGCAUCAAGUCAGGGAUUGCCGAGUUGAUCGCCGCUAUCGGGCCGGACCUUGUGGAUUCUUUGUGCUUGGACUUUAGCUGA